UUCUUACUGACUCGGCAAGUCGGCAUCAUCCUGAUGUGUGCUCCUGGCUAGCUCUCUCUCUCUCUCUCUCUCUCUCUCUCUCUCUCUCUCUCGCCGGCGGCUACCGCGCCGCCUCGCCCCGCCCUACGCUGAUCUCGACGGUUCCUUGCGUCCGCCACCGACCCGCCCACCGCGGUUCCUCCACCGCUCGGCGGACGGCGCUCUGGCGGUCCCUGCCUUCGACCCCCACAACCCGCCUCCUCCGCCGGGCUGGCCGCUUGGCCAUCUCUCUAAUGCCGCCGGCCAUGAACCCCUUCCUAACAAUCCCAAAUCCCUAACCCCCUUCUGCCCCGCUGAUCCCCACUACAAGGUUGUGCCCCACCCAAACCUCAAACCCCGAAUCCUAAUCCCAUCCGAGUGCGAGCGUGGGCAAGCAAGCCACAACAUGGAGCUCGGAAUCAAGGCAAGGGAUGGAGAGAUCAAAGGAGGUCAGGAGGAUAUGCCAUGGCGGAACCGCGCAAGGAAGAAGACGGGCAUCGAGCUGGUCCAGCAAUCCCUGUUUGCUACUUCAAGAACUCGGAAGUGAGAAGCCGGUGGCAACGAGGUAAGGACCCAAAGCGGGAGAUCGAUCAGAGCAAGAAGAAGAAGGUGAUGGCGACAUCUCCACUAUAAAUUUCCCCUCAUCUUCCAUUUUUCUUUUGCCGAAUCUCUAGCCGGCCAUGACUCUGCUCCUCCGAUUCUUCUACGCAGCAUUGGGCUUACAUUCCCCGGUUCGUCGGCGACGGAGAUGACCGGCAACCGCAGACCGACGCCGCCGCUGCUGCCGACGACCGGUCAGGAGGCAGCAGCUGCCGGCGAGAAGGAGAAGAACGAGAGCCUCGAAUUGGGCGCCGCGACAGCCAUCUUCGCGUUGGUCGUCCUGCUCGGCUGGCUGUGCCUCCACGAGGCCAUGCACCCGGGCAAUGUGCGGAUCUCCAUCUCCUUGCUGCUGUCCUUCGCAACCUUCCUCUGCGGCGAUGCCCUCGUUCUAGUCAGCUUCAGCACGAUGGGCCUCACCGAGGACCUCGUCUCCCGCUGCCAGCGCGCCGCCGCCAAGUGGCUGCGCCUCGGCUGCCACCUGAUGGUGGCGCUGACUCUUGUCAGUUUAUUGGCGCUCCUUCCAGGACGGGUCCACCUGUACCUCGGGCUGGCCUUUGUUACGGUGCUCAUCGGGGUGCAGUGUUACUACCUCAUCUGGUGCCCCGCGCGCACCGCCCGUGCCCGCGAGGCGACCGACGAGGAGCAGAAGAAGCUGGACGCCGCGUCAAAGGUUACGUCCUGCGUCACCUACUCCGCCUUCGGCGGCAUGGUCGGAGUUGUCUUCGACGCCUCCAAGGUCUCCGCUCAGGCGGGCGCGGGCGCCAUCGACGCGGCCGCCUACUCCGCCAUCUUCUUCCUUUUCGCCAGCGCUAUCCUCGGCAUGCUCGUGAUGAAGGUGUCCAAGAUGGCGCCGGAGGUCGGCGGUCCUCCGCCAUGCCGGCAGCUAUUCAUCGCGGGGGUAAUGCUCGCCAACGCCUUCUUGCUCUGCACGUUGGCAUGCGCCGCGUUGGCAGCAUCAUUCGCGGUGCUGCGGUGCCGCAUCUUCGCGGCCUUCGCGCCGCUGGUCAUCUCAGCUGCCAUCUCCUUGCUACUACUCUGGCGCGGCGACGCUCGCCGCGGCGGCCGCGCCGGCGGGGCGAAUCUGCGGGAGAGCCAGGAGGCCCGAAUCAAGGCGAUGGAGGACAUUGCGAGCAAGGUGAUGGUGGCGACGCUGGGAGGCAUCAUGAGCGUCCUCGGUGGAUGGCUCGGCGAGGAAGACCACGCCAAGUGGGGCGCUAUGGACGUGUUCAUGGUCAUCCUCACCUCCGCCUUCGUCUCCAGCUUCGGCUUCACGGUGCUCGUCGCGGCGCCGGGCACGGCCAGGGCGCGCCUCGCUCCGGCGGCCAGGAUCCUGAUCUGGUCGACGGUGGCGUUGUUUGCAGCGACACCUGUUGCCGUGUACGCAGUGGAAGCGGGGACCGUGUGAAGCCACGCUGUCUUGCUAAUUAAGCACGUUUUUAAGCUUUUAGCAACAAAUAGAGGUGGUACGUUAUUGUAGUGCACGCUUCUCCGGUUCAGUUCUCUCACUGCAAUAUUCUUUCGUUCUCUUCGUGUGUAGGAAAAUACUGUAGCUUAGCUGGUAAGGUUUAUUGUAGUGGAACCUACUCAUCCGUUCCUCUCUGGUCUCUGUAACGCUGAGGUGUACACAGCCAGCGCAAAAACGGCAACGGUUCCCACAGUUUAUCUGUAACACAGCAACGGUGGAUCCGACAUGUGAUGAUAAAUUAUUUUCCAUC
Panicum virgatum (switchgrass) is the source of this 2333-nucleotide messenger RNA. RefSeq lists its product as uncharacterized. Lineage: Eukaryota; Viridiplantae; Streptophyta; Magnoliopsida; Poales; Poaceae. The transcript is spliced from 4 exons. Bases 767 to 2023 code for a protein of 418 amino acids. The record is from RefSeq and is a predicted model, not a curated record.